Messenger RNA from Thlaspi arvense, 1284 nucleotides. The record is from the annotation of a GenBank genome assembly. NCBI's taxonomy places the organism in Eukaryota, Viridiplantae, Streptophyta, Magnoliopsida, Brassicales, Brassicaceae.
AUGGGCAUUACAGAGACCGGCGGCGAGUCGUCGGCGAGAAAGUUACGACGCAACGUACCAACGCCGAUCGAAUCUUUGGACGCUGACCUACUAUGCACCGUAUUCUCUUUUCUCAAUUUAUUCGACCUCGUUCACUGUACCGUCGUCUGCAAUUCCUGGAAUGCUGUAAUCAAGAGGCUGAAGCUGAUACAAGCUUCAUGCAGGAAGAUGCAUCAGCUGGGUUACACGUCACUGGAUCGACCAGCUGAGAUAGACCUGGAGGAUUUCGCAAUGAAGCAUCACAAGAUGGCUUUACUAAGGGGUCGAAUCGAUAUUGAGCGAUGGGAAGCUCAUUCACACAGAUUUUCUCAGUGUCGAAUGAAGAAGGGUUUGCUUCUUACUGGUGUAGGUGAUAAGGUUAUGCGUCUCUGGUCAUUAAACAGCUACAAAUGCAUAGAGGAAUACUCCCUUCCUGAUGCUGCUUCCUUGAUCGACUUCGAUUUUGAUGAGAGUAAGAUUGUUGGCUUGGUUGGUACCCGCAUUAGCAUAUGGAGGAGAAAUGGACAAAGAAGCAUCUUUCCAUCUCGUCAAGGCACGAUUCCUAGGGGACUUUGUAUGCGUUACAUUGACCCAGAAGCUAUAGUUGGAUGCGAGGAUGGAACAGCUCGAGUGUUUGAUAUGUACAGUAAAACAUGUUCACAGAUCAUUAGGACUCACGGUGGGCCAAUAACGUGCUUAUCUUUGAGCGACAAUCAAAUAUUUCUUAGCGGGUCUUCGCUCGGGAGAGUAACAGUGUCUGACCCUUUGCUGGAUCAACCAGUGGCUACUCUUAAAUCCACGAUAACUGCAGGAGGUAUACAAACCAUCUGUUUUAACCUAGGCUCCAAUCUCGCCUUCUCCGGAACAACUGCUGGAUAUGUUUCAUGCUGGGACCUCAGGAAAAUGAGCCAGUUGUGGGAAAAACGAGUGAGCCCUAACGUCGUGUACUCGAUACAACAGUUUAGGAAUGAUGCGUCGGUAAUGGUUGCUGGUGGAAUAGACGGUGUGCUGCGAGUGAUUGAUCAGAAGAGUGGUCGAGUUCUAUCUAGCUGUGUGAUGGACGAUAAGGUCUCAACAGCUCCGAGAAGGAACAACCAAGUGGUGGUGGAGAAAAGGAGAGGAAACAGAGUUUCUGAAGACACUGAAAUUGAUAACAUCGAAAGGAAAACUCGGCCUCAGAUCAGCUGCUUAGCAAUGGGAAUGAAGAAAGUAGUAACAGCUCACAGUGGUAAAUUCAUAAGCGUAUGGAAAUUCAAUCACUCGUGA